GAUUAGCUAUAGUAUCUAAUGAUGCUGCUGCACUUUUUACGGAUGGUAGAUAUUUUCUCCAAGCGAGCAAACAGUUGGAUAGUAACUGGACAUUGAUGAAACAAGGUUUGCCAGAUGUUCCCACCUGGCAAGAGUAUUUGGUGCAAAAUCUUCAAAAAGGUUCAAAAAUAGGAAUUGAUCCCACAUUAAUUACCUCACCUGAUGCUAGAACAUUAUCCGAAUCUCUGGAGAAAAUUGGCUCUUGUUUGACACCUAUCAGUCAGAAUCUAAUUGAUUUGGUGUGGGGAAAUGAGAGACCUCCACGUCCAACAAAGGAGGUUAUAAUAUUAGAAGAACGUUAUUCUGGGCGCUCUCACACUGAUAAAAUUGCAAAUCUUCGUGGAGAAUUCACUAAGGAAAAUUAUUACGGUUUUGUUGUUUCGGGUCUCGACGAAAUUGCAUGGCUCUUUAACCUUCGUGGCUCCGAAGUUGAAUACAAUCCUGUUUUCUUUUCCUAUUCACUUAUCACCAAGGAUGAAGCUAUUCUUUACAUCGACGAUCGUAAAUUAAACAAGGAAGUCAGAGAUCAUCUGGGACCUGAUGUUAAAUACCGACCUUAUGAUGCAAUAUUCGAAGAUUUGCAAGAACAUUCUGUCAAAUUGAAAAACGAUAACCAGAAACUCCUUAUAAGUACUCGAACAAGCUGGGCUAUAGCUAGAGCGGCCGGUGAAGACAAUAUUGAAGAAACUCGUUCACCGGUUACUGAUGCCAAGGCAAUCAAAAAUGAAGCCGAAUUGGAAGGCAUGAGACAAUGUCAUUUAAGAGAUGCUUGUGCAUUAAUCAAUUAUUUUGCAUGGUUGGAAGAUGAAAUAGCGAAUGGAAAAACUGUAACUGAAAUGGACGGAUCUAUUAAAGUAGAACAAUUCAGAUCAGAACAGUCUGACUUUAUGGGUCCUUCCUUCGCAACCAUUUCCGCAUCAGGACCUAACGCUGCUGUUAUACAUUACCAACCACAACCAGAGUCUUGUGCCGUUAUUGAUCCGAAUCUUUUAUAUUUAUGCGAUUCUGGCGGUCAAUAUAAAGAUGGAACCACUGAUGUGACACGUACUAUUCAUUUGCGGAAGCCAACUGAACAAGAAAAGCGUGCUUUUACUCGUGUUCUUCAAGGACACAUCGCUAUCGAUAGAGCUAUCUUUCCUAAAGGAACUACUGGAUACGUAUUAGAUGUACUUGCAAGAACUUCUUUAUGGAGGGAUGGAUUAGAUUAUCGUCACGGAACAGGUCAUGGAGUGGGAUGCUUUUUGAAUGUUCACGAGGGUCCGCAAGGUAUAGGUACUCGGAUUGCGUUCAAUGAUGUACCACUUCAAGCAGGUAUGACAGUAACUAAUGAACCAGGUUAUUAUGAAGAUGAUAAAUUUGGUAUUCGUAUUGAGACUGUCUUGUUUGUCCGCGAGGUCGAGACACCAAAUAAUUUUGGUGAACGAGGCUACCUUGGAUUCGAACAUAUAACAUAUGUUCCUAUUCAAACAAGUCUCGUGGAUGUAUCUCUCUUGAGUCCAAUUGAGCACAAAUGGCUCAAUGAUUUUAAUGCUGAAUGUCUACAAAAAUUAGAACCUUUAAUGACUCCAAACAGUCCAGGAUUACGUUGGUUAAAACGAGAAACUGCACCAUUAAAUUAA
Molecule: messenger RNA, 1658 nt
Organism: Racocetra persica
Lineage: Eukaryota; Fungi; Glomeromycota; Glomeromycetes; Diversisporales; Gigasporaceae
Source: the annotation of a GenBank genome assembly